UAGCGCGCACUCCGUCUUUUUCUUCACUGUGUCAAGAUUCUGCUAAAAUAACAACAGACGACCGGGAACAUAAUCUCCAGUCUUUUCAUAUGCAGUUCCUCUUGACGAUAAAAGAGUAAAAGCCAGCCUGUUUUCGGGCUUUGGCCUUCAUGAUUUGGGUGGGUGUGGUCUCCUCUGUUAACCCUCAUCUGACUGAAGUCAGCUCUGUACCCCCUCAAAUACACACACAUUCAAAGCACGGCGAUGACACACCAUUCAAACAACUCUGUUCAAGGCCAAAUGAAAUGGGCGGGGUUGCUGGGCUGUGAGGCGGUGUUUUCCAGCAUGGCCCUGAUGCAAGCCAACAACAUUCCGGGUCAGAAGAAGAUGAUGUCACACAUGGGUCAUGGGCACAGGGCCAGUUCUGAGAGCCACCAUACCCAUUCACACCAUAGCCAUAACCACCAUGGACACCAAGGUCACCAUGCGCACAUUGGCCAUUUGUCUGCAGGAAGCUGUCCACCGCUGCUGAUCCAAAAGGAUGGAGAUUACCACACCUCAAGAAUUUUGGAUGGAAAGAAUAUGCAACAUAAGAAAAAGCACAAAAAAUCUGGGUCUGUCAAAGUCAAGGAGGAAGUGCGGCCUUUAUUGCAGCAACUUGACAUGGACGACGACGAUGACAGUGCUUUGAAAGUUCAGAAGAACUUCAUCUGUGACCACUGCUAUGGAGCUUUCCGGAGCAGUUACCACCUUAAGCGACACAUACUUACACAUACAGGGGAAAAGCCUUACGCUUGUGACAGCUGCGAGAUGCGCUUCAUUCAGCGUUACCACCUGGACCGACACAAGAGGGUACACAGUGGCGAGAAGCCGUACCAGUGUGAUCGUUGCAAUCAGACCUUCUCACGGACAGACAGGCUGCUGAGGCACCGUCGCUUGUGCACGGCCGGGAUCCGCAAAGAUGAUUGUUGCGAUAGUCGUACAUCUGCAUAUUCGCAGGACACAUCUGGCCACACAGCCUCAUGGAGCCCCCUACAGCCUUCCAACAACCGCCUGACUGUCUGACCCGUAAACUCUUUCACGGCCCCCAUCCCACCCCCAAAAUACUUAAUAGACAGUUGAAGACUCAGUAGGUUGCGCUGAUGUGCAACAUCACUGAAAGCUAACACAACUUAGCUUACAUUAAUAGCUAGUGCAACCAGACUCCCUUUAGUUUGAUUUUUGUACCAUCGGUAUCUUCUGUUCUUCAUUGUCAAGGUCAAAGGGGAAAGACUAAAGCUCAACCUCUCAAAAGGCAAGAGUCCACAAUAUGAUGGCAAUAAGUGAAUGAUCCUUGCACUUACAACUGAUCGCGCUGAAGACUUUAAUAGCGUUGUUGUAAUGAAAUGUAUUGGGAGUAUUUCUGACAGCACGUCUCUGAUUGUCAUGCUGAACCUAGAAAUCAACACAUUUGUAGCUCUAUAGAGGUCAAUACCUACAGUUUGUUUCUAGUAAAUAGCAACCCUUCUAAUACUGUAGGGCAGUGCUAGUCAACUGGCGGCGCGGGAAUGACACUAGACUGGCCACCCUAGUUCAGUUUAAAGCUUGGGAGAAAAACAUUUUUGCAACAUUUUUUUUGAAACAGGGCUCCUGUUGUAUAGAGGAACCUUAACUAGUGUUAACCUAUUGACAUAUCUUUGCAUUGACAUUUUAAGAUCCUAAAGCCAAAUGUCCACUACGGCGGUAUUUUUUGCAUAACAGGACUAUUUUACUUAAAAAUGUGUAAUUGAUCAAAUAAAUAGGCCAAAAACAAUUGUCCACUGCAGAGUCAACUAGUUCUCACAAUAAGAAUAAGUCUUGCCCCCUGGUCCUUAGUUUUCUGGAAAUGUGUUCAACUAUUUAGUUGAAUAGCCCAGCUGUAGGGUUUGUGUGACUAUUGUAAUUAAAAUGUACAUUUUAAACUGUAAGAGCAUCACCACCAUAAACUGUUCACCUAGCUAAUAUCUAAAUAUGCAGCAAACACACUUACUGCUCCAUUGUUUUCAAGUGUCUUGCAGUUAAAAAGUUGGUGAAAAAUACUUGAGCUUUUGUUUUGUUUUUGUUUUUUUUAACACACGGCCAUUGCAAUUAUUGGCUUUAAUUGCUAUUCUGCUUUUUUAGUGGUAUAACUGCAUUGACGAAUGUCCUUUCAGACUUAGGCCAGGUUGCUGAUGAUUUCUCUUUAUCAUUUUUAUUAUUUAGAUCAAUGAUCCUGCUCAGUUGUAUGACCUUUUUCAGAAGCUUUUUUUUUUUGGGAGUGGACCAAGACAACCAAAGUACAGUUGUUAAGUUUUAGUCAGAGACCUGCUGGAAAUGAGCUGGGCAUUGGCUUGACAUGAUUGAAUGUGAAGAUACUGUGCCAUGGUCAUUUCACCUCCAACUUAACACUUGGGCGUCUUCAGUGAAGAUGUGUUUUUUAUUGAUGAUAUUCUGUAGAAACCUGUGUAUGAUUUAAUCUGCAAACACUGGGCGGAAGUAUUAGUUUGGCUGUAGAACACUUGAUUUUGGCGUUACCUGUCUAGAGUACUGCAAAAGUGUUUUAUAGUUUUCCAUUAGACGGAUAGUUCUGUUGCUAUUUUAGAAGAGGAGAUGGAGCCCAAUCAUUGACAUUGCCCUCUGCUUAUUAAGUUAAUAUAUACUGUAUAUUUAAAUUGUGUUAGAUGUAGACAACUUUAUUUGUGGGACCUACAUUCCAAAAAACUAAAUAUUUACAAAGUUAUGAAAUGUAGUUUGAUGAUUUCUUGUAAAAUACAAAGCUUUAAGUGGAAUCAUUUUGAAGAAACCACUUACUUGCCUCUAGUACAUCAGCCAUUUUCAAUUCUCAUAUUUUCUUUAAUUUGUAUAAAUGUUUGGAUUUCAUCUUUAUUACCGGUAGUUAUUUCAAAGGUGAAAUGAAGUAAAUUUUAUAGCUGAUUAUAUUGUAUUGUGCAUGGAGGUUUAGGGCCCUAAGUCUGAAUAAAAUGUUAAUACUU
Nerophis lumbriciformis (worm pipefish) is the source of this 2969-nucleotide messenger RNA. It is a transcript of the gene znf740b, whose product is annotated as zinc finger protein 740b. Gene Ontology annotation, biological process: regulation of transcription by RNA polymerase II. Gene Ontology annotation, molecular function: DNA-binding transcription factor activity, RNA polymerase II-specific. The record is from RefSeq and is a predicted model, not a curated record. Lineage: Eukaryota; Metazoa; Chordata; Actinopteri; Syngnathiformes; Syngnathidae. Gene Ontology annotation, cellular component: nucleus.